GCAAACAGGAUAUGACUGGUCAGUGUGGUCACAAUGGUAUAGUUAAUGUUCAGUUCAACAUGUUGUGUUCAAAAUUGGUCUACACACCUCCGACUUACAAGACUUGACUCUAAAAGAGCGAAAAUGUUCAAGGGGAACAGAACAGGUACAGAGACUCAUUUGAUUAUAACAACUUACAAACACGUUUCAGUCAUACGACUAAUUCAUAUUUAUCUUCAUUUUCAGGCAGUGAUCCUGUGAGGACCAGAAGAUACAGAACAGUUUCAGUGUAUUUGGUGCUGCAGUGCGUUCUUCUGCUCGAGGCAAUUAUUUUGCUGCAUAUGGAACAAAGAACCAAGAUUCACCAGUAUGAAAACAGUGCCGAAACCUUCAGUAAAAAAAAGACUGAGCUGUUUGGCGCAAUUGAACAUUUUUUAAAAACAAAGGAUGAAUUAGUAAAUGCCACUAACCAAACGACCAACCAAAAUAACCAGUUAACCAAGGAGAUAAGUCUACUGUCCAAACAUCUUCGUGAAAUGGAUGGAUGGAGGUGUUUUCAAUCUGAUUUAUACUACAUUUCCUCUGAAGAGAAAAACUGGUACGACGGCAAAGAAGAUUGUUUGAAGAGAGGAGCAAAUCUGACUAUUGUAAACAGCAACGAAGAACAAGAUUUUUUAAAAACUUAUGACGAAGUCUGGAUUGGUCUAACUAAUAUGGAGAACACGUGGAAAUGGAUUGAUGGCAGCACACCGACCUCUAGCUUCUGGGCGUAUGGAAAGCCCAAUGGACAUACAACGAAGUACUGUGCUGUGACUUCAAAGCGUCUUGACAAAUCGGAGUGGAAUGACUAUCCUUGCAGCUCUUCUUUUAAAUGGGUUUGUGAAAGAACCUUCUUAAAAUAAAAUCGGUAAUAUGUUCGCUUAUAGAAAGCAGGUAAAAAUCUAAUCACCCAGUAUUGUCUUUGUUUGUAAGAUAAAGAUUUUUCUUCAAAAAGACCCAUCGUAAUAAAUCUUUAUUAAACUAUUAAGGAAAUAAGUUUGUUUCUAUGUUCGUGCACAUAUGCAGUCAUACAGGAAACGAACAGAAAAAAGUUAGAAGCAGAUAAUUAUCAGUCUCAGUGCAUUCGAAUUUACGAGCAAUUUAUGAUCAUUGCAUAACUGGCUUUGGACGGAGGAAAUAAGGAGACCUUAACUUCAUACAUACUGUAUGUCUUUUAUAGUAAGAAA
Puntigrus tetrazona (Sumatra barb) is the source of this 1205-nucleotide messenger RNA. Its product is annotated as C-type lectin domain family 4 member M-like. Gene Ontology annotation, molecular function: fucose binding; D-mannose binding. The record is from RefSeq and is a predicted model, not a curated record. Gene Ontology annotation, cellular component: external side of plasma membrane. The transcript has 4 exons. NCBI's taxonomy places the organism in Eukaryota, Metazoa, Chordata, Actinopteri, Cypriniformes, Cyprinidae. Gene Ontology annotation, biological process: biological process involved in interspecies interaction between organisms. Bases 321 to 881 code for a protein of 186 amino acids.